UCUUUAAAGGAGAGCUGAAUCACAGGACAACAUGCUGUAAGUGCGACAUGAAGAACGAUUCCAGGAGCUUCUUUUGGAUUCUGCCACUAAUGGUGGAAGAUUCAAGAUAUAAAACCUACAAUGUGAAGCAAGGACUCGAAGCUUUCUUUGAGUUACAACAAGUAUCUGGUGAUGACCAGAUAUACUGCAGCCGCUGUGAUGAAAAGCAAAAUGCAAACAUUAAAUGGGAGAUAACUCAACAUCCAGAUGUUCUGACCCUCCUGCUAAAGAGAUUUACCUUUGACUACAAGCUGAGGCGCUACGUCAAGCUUCACUGCAAAGCUGAUGUGCCUCAAACUUUACACAUAGAGAAAUAUACUUAUGAGCUCUACGCCGUGGUUAACCACUUUGGCAGUCUCACAGGAGGACACUACACCGCAGAAAUCAAAUCAUAUGAAAAUGGGCAGUGGUACUGCUUCGAUGAUGGACGGGUUAAAAGUGUCAAACUAUUUUUGGCUAAAGAAAACCCACUGAGCUCUUCUACAGCUUACAUCCUCCUGUACAGGAAAGUGAGAAAAGAAGCUCCAAAGACUGAUGGAAGUGAUCACGACGCUCAGUGUGCACAUUCAGACGUCAAGGCUGAAGGAAGGAGUCAUGAGACACACAGAGGGGACACUGCUUUUCCUCAUUAUCAACCAGAGAGAUAUGAUGACAAAAGGAAGGACAUUUUAAAGGGCUUCAACAGUGAUUUGCCAAAAAGCUGCCGUGAUGAUGGAGUUUUGGGAAAACUGAUGAACUUUAAUGGAGAACCGGAUAAACAGCCAAACCAAAGAGCAGCACGGAUAAACAAAACAACUGAACAUCAAAUGAGUAUUAAAGCAGAUGUUCAGUGGCUUGAUUCAUAUAAAAAGGCACACAUGUAUCCUGAUAUCAACAGAAGAGAAAAUUUGAGAACACACAAAAUUCAUGGGAUUCAGCAAAACAUUCCCAAAAGAAACACCAGAAGGUACGAGACACUUCCUGGGAGGCUACAAACAACACUGAUACUGAGACUGGAACAAAAACAAGUACACCAAGGAGUAGCCCAGGAAGAAGUAGACAGAAACCUGUAGACACAAAAGCUGAGGAAAAGAAGAAGGAGGCACUAAAAGAAGCAUCAAUACAAGGAAACAGCCUGUUAGACAGAGAAGGAACAGUUCUGUCACUGCUGCUGAUAAAAGGAUUGUAAUGGUUACUGUUGUUCAGUCCUGGACCCAACAAACUACUCCAAGAGUUACCGUACAAUCAAUGAAGCCUCUAAUUACAAAAAGUCAGUAAAUCAGACCAGAAAUUUAAACUCCUUAAACAGCAACAAUAUGAAAACACAGAAUGUUGUUACUAUAGACAGCAAACUCGGGACCAAACACAAGCAACAACAAACUACAAGCGAGACAGAGAAAAAAAAUGUUAUGAAAAAACCUUGGAAGUGAUGUUGUUAAUUGUGACAGGUAAACUGUGAUCAGGAAUGUAUUUGUUUACAUUUUUAUAUGUCAGUGUCUUUCUUAUUUACUAUUGGCUAAUGCACAUAGGUAAUCAUAGUUUUACAGUUUGGGUCUCUCCACAUGUUCUCUGUAAAUCCAAAUAAAUCACUAACAAACUG
Pundamilia nyererei is the source of this 1618-nucleotide messenger RNA. Its product is annotated as ubiquitin carboxyl-terminal hydrolase 26-like. Lineage: Eukaryota; Metazoa; Chordata; Actinopteri; Cichliformes; Cichlidae. The coding region runs from base 48 to 1091 and encodes 347 amino acids. Gene Ontology annotation, biological process: protein deubiquitination. Gene Ontology annotation, cellular component: nucleus; cytosol. The transcript is spliced from 7 exons. The record is from RefSeq and is a predicted model, not a curated record. Gene Ontology annotation, molecular function: cysteine-type deubiquitinase activity.